Telopea speciosissima is the source of this 825-nucleotide messenger RNA. RefSeq names its product two-component response regulator ORR21-like. Bases 1 to 825 code for a protein of 274 amino acids. Gene Ontology annotation, molecular function: DNA binding. The transcript has 6 exons. Gene Ontology annotation, biological process: cytokinin-activated signaling pathway; phosphorelay signal transduction system. Lineage: Eukaryota; Viridiplantae; Streptophyta; Magnoliopsida; Proteales; Proteaceae. The record is from RefSeq and is a predicted model, not a curated record.
AUGAGCCUGAGAGUGCUUGUGGACGAUGACACAACCUGUUUGAGGAUUUUGAAGCAGAUGCUUCGGAGAUGCUUGUAUCUUGGUAAGUUCAUCUUACUUAAAGAUGAUACUUGUAGUAGUUAUGGAUCUUGCAAGGGAGAUACUGCAACAACGGAUCAGUUUCCUGCUGGUCUGAGAGUGCUUGUUGUAGACGAUGACACAACCAGUUUGAGGAUUUUGGAGCAGAUGCUACGGAGAUGCAAGUAUCUUGUUACAACUUGCUCCCAGGUUACUAUUGCUUUAAACUUAGUUUGGGAAGGAAAAGGUUAUUUUGAUGUGAUAAUAAGUGAUGUUUAUAUACCUGAUAUGGAUGGAUUUAAGCUUCUUGAAAAAGUUGGGCUAGAGAUGGACUUACCUGUUGUUAUGAUGUCUUCUGUAAGGAAAAAGUGGAAUGAGAAUAAAGAAGAUGAACAAUCUGGUUGUGAAGAUGAGGGUGAAUUGGAAAAUGAUGAAGAUGAUGAAGAUGACCCGGGUACAUCAAAGAAACCCCGUGUAGUGUGGUCGGUGGAACUGCAUCAGAAAUUUGUCUGUGCUGUGAAUCAGCUUGGAAUUGAUAAGGCUGUUCCCAAGAGAAUUCUUGAAUUGAUGAGUGUUCCAGGUUUAACUAGAGAAAAUAUUGCAAUCCAUUUGCAGAAAUACAGACUAUGUUUAAAGAGGAUAAGUGGAGUAGCUCAGCAACAAGGGGGGAUUUCCAAUUCAUUCUGUGGGCCUGUGGAAUCAAAUGCAAAACUUGGUUCCUCUGUUCCUUCUGGUCAAUUUUGGGGGGCUAAACAUUCAGAACAAUAA